Nematostella vectensis (starlet sea anemone) is the source of this 1590-nucleotide messenger RNA. RefSeq lists its product as uncharacterized. The record is from RefSeq and is a predicted model, not a curated record. The coding region runs from base 204 to 710 and encodes 168 amino acids. Lineage: Eukaryota; Metazoa; Cnidaria; Anthozoa; Actiniaria; Edwardsiidae. The transcript has a single exon.
UGGAAAAACGUCAACUAUAGCUUAUGCUCUCCCAACCUUCUAUUUAAAUUUGCUGAUACGAUGCAUGAAUCUUGGACAUGCUGGACGCCAUCGGGGAACUAGUGUAAUUCAAAAGGUUGAGCUAGGGAUUGUCUGAUACAGUGGCUAGAGGAUUGUCCGUCACCGAGACGUACUUGAAAAGAUUUCGGCAAACAGUAUGUAAGAUGAUGAGAUUACAGUGGACCAGUGAUCUGGACAUUGAUGUGUUAGAAGCCAAGGGUCACUGGGCUUCUCUCGACGAGCUACUGGAAGUUGUUUCUCGUUACCUUCCUCGAUACGAAGAAGUGCUCAAGAAAUGCAGGGACAAACCAGGUGACGUUUGCUCGGGGGACUUGACGUUUGCCACCAAAUUUCUAGCCCUCUACUUGUUCAUCAAAGUAAAGGGCUCUCGACCCAUGACGUACCAGUACCUCACUGUUGACAUGGUUCACACAGCGAAAUCAAACGAGGGAUUCAUUGAUGAAAAAAUAUUCAAAACGGCAGCGAGAUACGGGUUUGACUCACUCAUUUUAACCGACGCGAACAUGACCGUUUUGGAUGGAUAUAUCAAUCACAUUCGCCCUUUGCAGAAUCCAGCUUGCGACUACGUGAUCGUGAAUAGAAACGGAGAACAGCACAGCAAGCUCGGAGAGCUCACUAGCAAAUUGGUGUUUUAUGCCAUUGGAAAAUAGGUUUAUCCGACGCGCUACCGACAGAUUGUCGAAACGGCUAGCUGCAACCAGCUUAGCGCACGAGAACAAGACGCAGUUUCAGAGGAUCAAAAACACAGCUCGGUUGUAGCAAGAGUGCAUUAUCAAAAGCGAAGAUCUAGAGAGGUCGCGACCAAGGCCCGUCAAUGCUUGGACAUACUGCAUGGCGACAAGGGAACAAAACUGGAAGAAGACGUGAUGUCACGACUGUCCGAUAUCUCGUCGGCCUCCUCGCAAGUACAGUAUGCGCGCCACCUGUCCAGCGGUUCUACAGAAGAAGUCCAGCGGUUCUACAAAAGAGUGCAGAAGAAGCGUCGCCACAAAAACGUGACAAGUGCAAUGCGAAUACGAUGCCGAGACUAACACGCCACAGAGCUGUCAAAAUGCCUGCCAGUGAUCGUAGGUGCGAUAGAGAGAGCUCAUCAUCGAGCAAGAAAUCUGUGGUCUAGAUUUGGUUCAAUCCGUCAAUCCGUCAAUAAUUUACACGGGUUUAUCAAACCGCCAAUUCCUUUAUUGCCUACCAGUUGACUUGAUAAUCCUUUCUAAUUAUUCACGGAUCCAAGGAUGCAGUCCUUUUAGUUGACGUGAUAAUCUUGAUAAUCCAGUUGACUUGAUCAUUUUUUCUAAUUAUUCGCGGAUCCACGGAGCCAUGGAAGCAGUACUUCAGUACAGCAGUACAUCACCGAUUAAGUUUAUUCCAAGUGCCGCUUUUGCUUUAAUGCGCAUGACUGUAUAACAAAACAUUACUAUUCCUUGUACGGAUUAGGUCAGAAUUGUGAUUGUUCUGAACUGACCCAAAAAUAUUUUCACAUGCAUUAGGCUUUCAAGUCCUUCAAGCAAAAUAAACAGACUUUUCGAGAAA